Callorhinchus milii (elephant shark) is the source of this 5941-nucleotide messenger RNA. RefSeq names its product kelch-like protein 29. The transcript is spliced from 13 exons. Bases 89 to 2716 code for a protein of 875 amino acids. Gene Ontology annotation, molecular function: protein binding. The record is from RefSeq and is a predicted model, not a curated record. NCBI's taxonomy places the organism in Eukaryota, Metazoa, Chordata, Chondrichthyes, Chimaeriformes, Callorhinchidae.
GACUGCAUAAGGUAUCUUGCAAUAACGUGGUACAGCUUUCUAAGCAGAUCCUACUGACUUCCUCUGAAAAGAAGCGUGUGCUUUGGAGAUGUCACGGCAUCACAGCCGGUAUGAGAGAGAUUAUCGCAGUGGGUGGGACUGGCGGGAACGAAGCAGCAGCUGUAGCAAUGUAAAUAAUAGCAAGUGCAGCAGCGGCAUUAACAACAGCAGCAGCAGACCUGGGCUUCUGCCAUUGCCAAUUGUUCCAACUCGUCUAUUGACUCCUGUCACGCCUGUCUGCACUACAGCAAGCAAUGAGAUGAUGACAACCUUAAUGGCCAGCCCUGUUCCUUCCACAACAACAACUGCUAAGACUUCGGGCAUUUCUAAGAUUGAAAGCCAGACACAAGGACAAAUGCUGAGCAAAAGUGUGAGGUGGGGACAAACACCAAUCAACCAGUCAACUCCCUGGGACACAGAGGAACCUCCAUCGAAGCACAUGAGGGAAAUAGAACAGACUGGUACACCCUCAUGGGUGCCUCCAGUUGCAGCGAUCAGCCAGCCAGCUCUGAUCCCUCCCACCUUCGGGAUGCCACAGCCACCAGCCUUCAGCCAGGCAGUCAAUGUGCAGGCUCCAGUGAUCGGAGUUACACCCACAAUGCCACCUCCAGUUCCCCCUCAGCUCCCACUUAUGACAGCACAUUAUCAAGUACAGCAGCCUCCACAGCCUUUAACCAAUAUGGUUGUGAAUCUGCAGAGUCAGCCUUUGUACACAACUAGUCAGCCAGUUACCAUGUCGCCUCUGACUCCGGUGUGUCAGGUGACUCAACCUGCCCAUAGCGCAAUGGGGAAUGGUCACUUGACUUGCCCUAUUCUGCAUCCAUCUGCUCUACCUUCGGCAACUCUUCCUGGUAAUGCUCAAGUAGUCAAUGGGCAAGGGGCUUCCCAUACUCCUUUAAAUCCGCCUCUCCUUCAGGAGAACACAAAUGGUGUGCAGAUGUUACGGACUAUUGGGAUGGGAAAGUACGAAUUUACAGACCCUUGGCAUCCAAAAGAAAUGUUGAAGGAGUUGAACCAGCAGCGCAGAGCGAAAGAGUUUACAGACCUGAAAAUAACUGUUGAAGGCAAAGAGUUUGAAGUCCAUCAAAAUGUUCUAGCUUCCUGCAGCUUGUAUUUCAAGGAACUGAUCAAAAGGGCUGCAAAGGAGAUCCGCAAUGGAGAGAAGUUGGAGUUGACAAUGUCAAACAUAAAUGCAGAUGUACUGGAAAUGCUGCUGGAGUUUAUUUAUACUGGCUCGCUCAUCAUCAGUUCUGGAAAUGCAAAAACGCUACUGGAGGCUGCCAGUAAAUUCCAGUUCCGAACCUUCUGCAAAGUUUGUGUCUCUUUCCUAGAGAAACAGUUAACUGCCAUUAACUGUUUAGGAAUCCUAGCAAUGGCAGAAGCUAUGCAUUGUAAUGAACUACACAACAUGGCAAAAGCGUAUGCCCUGCAAAACUUCCCAGAAGUAGCAUCACAGCUAGAGAUUCUGAACGUCUCGAAGGAUGAUCUUGUUGCCUAUCUCUCCAAUGACAGCCUGAACACAAAGGCUGAGGAGCUGGUGUACGAGGCUGUAAUUAAGUGGACCAAGAAAAAUCCAGAAAAGAGAACGCAGGACUUGCCAGAGCUGCUAGCUGUGGUUCGCUUGCCCUUUAUCCACCCAAGUUACCUGUUAAACGUGGUUGACAAUGAGGAACUGAUAAAGUCUUCGGAGGCAUGCCGCGAUCUGGUGAAUGAAGCAAAACGCUAUCACAUGCUGCCACACGCUCGACAGGAAAUGCAAACACCACGGACACGGCCGAGGCUCUCAGCAGGUGUGGCUGAAGUAAUUGUCCUGGUUGGUGGACGUCAGAUGAUUGGAAUGAGCCAGCGAGAUCUCACAGCUGUCAGCUGCUUUAACCCACAGAACAGUAAAUGGUACCCGUUAGCUAGCCUGCCAUUCUACGACCGGGAAUUUUUCAGUGUCGUGAGUGCUGGAGACAACAUCUAUCUGUCAGGUGGCAUGGAAACUGGUGUGCCAUUGGCUGAUGUGUGGUGUUACAUGUCUCUUCUGGAUAAUUGGAACUUAGUUUCACGAAUGACUGUCCCACGUUGUCGACACAAUAGCCUGGUGUAUGAUGGAAAAAUUUACACCAUUGGGGGCAUUGGUGUAUCUGGCAACCUCGAUCACGUUGAGAGGUACGACACAAUUACCAAUCAAUGGGAGACGGUGGCACCUCUUCCUAAGGCUGUGCAUUCUGCAGCAGCAACUGUAUGUGGUGGCAAAAUCUAUGUGUUUGGUGGAAUGAAUGAGGCCGGCCGGGCAGCUGGAGUUCUACAGUCAUACGUCCUUCAAACAAACACUUGGACAUUCAUUGAAUCUCCUAUGAUAGAUAACAAGUACGCUCCUGCAAUCACUCUCAAUGGUUUCGUAUUCAUUCUUGGAGGGGCCUUUGCCAGAGCUACUACAAUCUAUGAUCCUGAUAAAGGCAACAUCAAGGCAGGGCCAAACAUGAACCACUCCAGGCAAUUCUGCAGUGCCGUGGUCCUGGACGGUAAAAUCUAUGCUACAGGAGGAAUUGUCAGUAGCGAAGGACCUGCUUUGGGAAACAUGGAAACAUAUGAUCCUCGCACUAAUAACUGGACACUCUUACCAAACAUGCCCUGCCCUGUAUUCAGGCACGGCUGUGUAGUCAUCAAAAAGUAUAUUCAGAGUGGGUGACAAUAUAGUGGUGCGGAACUGUUUUAUUCUGCGGUAGCAGUGCUUUAAAACUAUGAACAUGUCGCUUUUUACUGUCUACAUUGGAUGUAGAUUUCAUACUCACCCUUAGGUGAAAUUAGGGUAGAAAUCCCAAAGGAUGUAUUAUAAUAUAACUUACAGUACUUUUAGUAGUGUCACUAGCGAUGUAGUGGCACUUGUUUUACCUGUAGGUAUUGAGCAAUUCAGGUGUCAAUACCUGCUUUAUAACAGUCAUCAGUUUUGCUUUCAAACAGUUACCUUUAUAUUGUUACAAUGCUAUUUAGAAGGUGGAUCAAUACUUAGAAUGCGACAAUUACAGUGCCAGAAUGUAGCAGUAUGCAGACUAUCUGCUAAAAGCAAGACCGUGUCACAGGAAUCAGGCAAUCCCAGAGAAGUGCUGUGAAGACCUCAUGCAAUGCAGUUGUACAUACGGACAAGACAAACCAGAGUCUUGGAUAAUUCCAUCAACUGUACACACGUCAAAAAUUGGCAGCAGCAAGAACUGCCUUAAAAUUCUUACCAUUAGUACCAAAGCCCUAUGAGAAGCCAACACCAGAAAUACAAAAAACAAUCCUGUCUGGAGGUAUUUAUACCCAGUAACAAUAUGGAUGACUAAGCUAAUGGCUAGGCUAGAGGGACCAAUGAGUUUUCUCAGGCCUGAAAUUGAGCUACAAGAUCUUCCAAAAAAAUUGGGGAGAAGAAGGGACAUAGAUUUGGGACAAAAGAGCGAUUUUUCAAUAAUUUUUAGAUCCACUUUGUUUUAGUUUCAGAGUGCCAACGGCUCCCUUUGGUGGUGCUAUUAAGCAAUACGUAAAGCCGAAUUUAUUGCUGUUUUAACACAGAGCAGUGAGAUUAAUCCCUCAAGUGCGUAGAGAUUUAGCUGUAAUGUCUUACAUCGUCAUCUGUAUUUUUCCAUGUUUACAUAAUAGGUGACAUACAAGAUACUUGCUGCACUACAAUAAUCAUAGACCUAGGUACUUUUUUUCCUGUAAUCCCUUUUAAUGGCAGCGAGCUAUAAAAAAUACUAUAUAGCUUAUAUUGGCAUGUUCUGUUCCAUCACUGAAGUAUUUGUCCAUUCUAUGGUGGUUUUAUGAAAAUGCUGAACAAAUGAAAAUGUUCCACCUUAUUGCUAACAAAAACAACAAAUCUGUCUUGUCAAAAUAAUUUGCUGUACAAUCUUACACUUAAAUGUCACCAUAUGAAGAGCUUGCUUUUUACAUACGGUAUACACUGGGGGAAAGCUGACAUUUUACUCACACCUGGUACUGUAUGACUGUGUCAAGACUUAUAAGAUUGUUGUAUUCUGUAUUCCUCCUUUCCCUCUAGAGAAGAGAUACGUGAGCACAAUAAGCUGUUAGCUGUGUUAAUUUGUUGCUAUCUCAGAUAGGCACAACAGCAGUAUCAGUGUGUACAUCUCCUGCACAAACAACGUACAUUUGUUUCUUGGUCAGAUCUCAGUUGAAUGCAGAUAACAGUUUCGACUUUACCGUAUGUACUGUAUAAAUGAUUUAUGCAGCUACAAAAGGGACAGUGUUCUAAGUUUCACCUUCCAAGUACCGAAUAUGCCAACUUAGUGCAAAAAAAAACAACUUUUCAUCAUAUAUAAGCAGUUUUUUUUUGUAAUCUUCCACCCAUGAACAUGUAAGGUAGAACUGCAUAAAUAUAUGGACCAAAAAUACUACUGUACAGUAUUUUCUGAAAUUCAAUAUUGUAAUCUUAUUUAAUAAAUUAUUAGGUAAUUUUCAACCAUAUGUUGCCGUGGGCCCAUGUCUAAAGAGAUGAAUUGAAAUGUAAGUGAAUUACCUAAUGCACACAUUUAGUUACUUUUUGAAAAAGUGCAUCAGCAUCAAUCAACAAACUAUUAACUAAACACACUAACUAGCACUAAUAAGAUAAAAUGUAUAGCCGUUUCUAGUUGCAGAGUAAUAACCUCUCACAAAUUCCUUCAUUUUAAGGAGUGUUGCGUUCUAUAUUACAAUUCUAAUAGAUAAGCGGUUUAUGUUCCUUUGGAAUAACCGUUGUGCAGCAAUAGUGAAGACUUCUUAGCAUGACUCCUUUAGUCUUGGAUUACUGUAUCCAACCCCAACCAUAGCCCAUUGACAAUAUAACUAGCUUCUUUUUCUAAUCUGUACAUUUUAUCCAAAAAUACUAGAUCUUUAUCGUUGCAAUCUCCUUUAAACUGGUCCUGGACCUGACUUUCUGCUCUCUCCCAGCUGUCACACCCACUCAAAGCGGCCUGAUUUUUGUUCUACUCUUGACAGCGUCAGGGGGUGGCGGGGGUAUUUGCUUUCCACUCUGAAUUCAGUUGUCUGGCUUGCUGCUGGAGGUUUAUUCCCAUUACUGAGUCAUCGUGAUCAAAGAGGAUAUAUCACCAGAAACUGCUUGGUUUGCCAUAAUACACCACAUAAGUUUUAGUAUUAGUUUAUUUUCAUUAUAGAAAAUGGUUAUUUCUCUAACCAUAGCUCAAAAUAGCAGUGCUAUUAUGAAUUGAAGUAAAUGGUAGUAGCCACUCCCUAUGACUGAUUUAAGAGUGUUUUAACUUCUGUUCUGUUCAAACAUAAUAAUAGUAAUAAUAAUCAUUACAUUUGAUAUAGCGACUUAUCACAUCGUUGAGACAUCUCAAAGCGCUUCACAGAAUAUACUGUAAAGUGAAUUAAUUGUAUAUUUUGUGGGGGAAACAUGAAGAAAUCAUAUAAAAAUCACUGUGCUGAACAGGUCUGUUUUUUUGAUCUGACAAGAUGUAGACAGUCUAUACCAUGUACUAAAUAGAGCUUAAAACAUUUCAGAUAAACGUCUCUAAAGUCUUGAUAACACAGAUUUGAGUUUUCUUUAGUGUUCGCAAAAGACCAGGUCACAUUUCUGACACAAUCAAAUAUAUUGCUUCUCUCUGUACAAAUAGUCCAAGGAGAUACCUCAUCGAAUAAUUGUGCUGAAAGGAGCUUGUUUGAAUUUUUAAGUUUCCACUAUAAUUAAAUCCAGUAAAAAGUCUCAAUUUUAGUUCAUGAUUUCACAAUGUUCUCCACGUUUAGUUCUCCACUGAACAGAAAGAACAAAAUUAAAGAGUGCAGAUUAGAUAAAGAAGGUACUCAAAACUAUGCCAUAAAUAUUUCACUUGCUCAGAAAAACACAAGGAUGUAGAGUGAACUUGGGAAGAGAAAUGGAAGUACAUUUUAAAAUGUUCUGUUUUCUCAAACAGUAAUUAGAACA